AUGGAGCAUAUGGUUGUCCCUAUGAAGAAGGUUUCUUUUCACAAGAGAGGCGUAAGUAAUGGACCAAAGGCUCUAAAACCCAUUCCAGUGAUUAUUCGUUGCAAGGCUUGUGGUCGAGUCAAGUUGCCACAUUUCUUUUGUUCCGUAGGGAUUAAGCAGAACCCUGGUGAAGAGAACAAUUCUACCGGUUGAUCAAAUUGAAGGGAUAUUUUCUUCAUUUUCAAAUCCCUUUCUUUGUAGUAGAAUCUCCGAUUAGAAACUAGGAAGGUUACGUUAUAUCAUGCCCGUAUUGCGUACAAUAGUGUAGUCAUUGCGGCAUGUACUCAAAUUCCAUGUUAAGUAG
This is a messenger RNA of Solanum pennellii, 343 nucleotides long. RefSeq lists its product as uncharacterized. Gene Ontology annotation, cellular component: mitochondrial large ribosomal subunit. Gene Ontology annotation, biological process: translation. The transcript has a single exon. Gene Ontology annotation, molecular function: structural constituent of ribosome. The coding region runs from base 1 to 192 and encodes 63 amino acids. The record is from RefSeq and is a predicted model, not a curated record. Lineage: Eukaryota; Viridiplantae; Streptophyta; Magnoliopsida; Solanales; Solanaceae.